This is a messenger RNA of Marmota flaviventris (yellow-bellied marmot), 1443 nucleotides long. It is a transcript of the gene Psmd10, whose product is annotated as proteasome 26S subunit, non-ATPase 10. NCBI's taxonomy places the organism in Eukaryota, Metazoa, Chordata, Mammalia, Rodentia, Sciuridae. Gene Ontology annotation, biological process: protein K6-linked ubiquitination. Gene Ontology annotation, molecular function: protein binding; ubiquitin-protein transferase activity. Gene Ontology annotation, cellular component: BRCA1-A complex; BRCA1-BARD1 complex. The record is from RefSeq and is a predicted model, not a curated record.
AGUCCCUUGCGCUUCACCGAGAUCCUGGGGAAGCGAAAUGGAGGGGUGUGUGUCUAACCUGUUGGUCUGCAACCUGGCCUACAGCGGGAAGCUGGAGGAGUUGAAGGAGAGCAUCCUGGCCGAUAAAUCACUGGCUACUAGAACUGACCAGGACAGCAGAACUGCAUUGCACUGGGCAUGUUCAGCCGGACAUACUGAAAUUGUUGAGUUCUUGCUGCAACUUGGAGUGCCAGUGAAUGAUAAAGAUGAUGCAGGCUGGUCUCCUCUUCAUAUUGCUGCUUCUGCUGGCCGGGAUGAAAUUGUAAAGGCGCUCCUGGGAAAAGGUGCACAAGUGAAUGCUGUCAAUCAAAAUGGCUGUACUCCCCUACAUUAUGCAGCUUCCAAAAACAGGCAUGAGAUUGCUGUCAUGUUACUAGAAGGUGGAGCUAAUCCAGAUGCUAAGGAUCAUUAUGAGGCUACAGCAAUGCACCGGGCAGCAGCCAAGGGUAACUUGAAGAUGAUUCAUAUUCUUCUGUACUACAAAGCAUCCACAAACAUCCAAGACACUGAGGGUAACACUCCUCUACACUUAGCCUGUGACGAGGAGAGAGUAGAAGAAGCAAAGCUGCUGGUGUCCCAAGGAGCAAGUAUAUACAUUGAGAAUAAGGAAGAAAAGACACCCCUGCAAGUGGCCAAAGGUGGCCUGGGUUUAAUACUCAAGAGAAUGGUUGAAGGUUAAACAGCUUGGAUAUAUUCUUUCUUUGUAUGUUUUGUUGUCCCAGGGUUCCAGAACCUAAUGCACUUGUACACAGAGUAUCACACCUUCAAAAUUGUGUAAAUGUGUUGUAUUGUUCCUGCUGAGGUACUUGUUCUAAGCUUACAACUUACUUUUUAGGCAUUUGAAUAACUGUUGAGAUUGUACCGUUGUCCUGUGUUAUUCUGUAUUAAAUUUUGAUUAAUUCUCAGUAAGUGAUUCUGUGGCUAUUGUGGGUCUUCAUCACCCUCUAGUAUACCUUCACUCAUCUUCUGAAGCAGAAGAAUCCCAAUAGCAAACAGACCAGUUUUUCUGUCAGAUGUUUCUAGGUGGAUUUUGUAUGUUCCUCUACAGAGUUGAAACACAACUUGUUUUUCAAGCUCACUCAGAAGCCUAUGCCAAAUAUUUCUGUUUUUUCAACUGUGAGCAUUAAUUUACUUUUGUUAUAGGAGGAAUACUGAUAUACUUUAGUGGACCAAAUUUUAAGUUGGUGGGUAUAUCCUAGCUCUGUGUAUCCAUGCAUCUUUCUGAUAAGCUGUUUUCCUCCAAAACAAUAUGUAUUGUGUUUAAAAAGGAAAUGUUAAAGUAUCUGUGUUGGUUCACCAUGUAUUGAAAAGAGUAUCAAGCUUGUUCAAGUGAUAUGUAACCAAAAGGUAUUUUGAUUUGUAUUUCAGGAACUAAAAAAAUAAAAUAUUGAAAGAAUCUCCCAA